AUGCCCGUACACCAAAACGCUGAUCUCCUCGCACCCCCACCAAAGUCCGAUAGAUGGCCCGUCAUGAUGUUUUCACAUGGUCUAGGCGGUACUAGAAACGCAUACUCGCACAUUUGUGGUUCACUCGCUAGCCACGGGGUUGUUGUCGUUGCGGCAGAUCACAGGGACGGUAGUUCACCUCUGUCUAUCCACCACACGCCAGAAGAGAAGGAGAAGGUCAAGCGUGUACCAUACAGGAAUAUUGCCCAUAGCCCGAGCACCGAGGUAUACGAAGCCAGAAACGAACAAUUGCGUAUACGAUUAUGGGAGCUGGGCAUGAUACAUGAUGCGUUGUUGAAGCUCGACGAUGGACGGAAACUCACCAAUGUCGCACAGGAUCAGCCAAAGGGGAAGAACAUGCUAAACAUGUUUACAAACCUAAUGGACGUACAUCAACCGGGUGCGAUUGGCUUUGCCGGCCACUCAUUCGGCGCGUGUACAAUGAUUCAGUUUGUCAAAUCAGUGUACUACCGACCAAAGGCACAGAUCCCAAACUACAAGCCACUAUACACACCAACCGAAGACUCGAGCAUAGUCCGUCAGAUUACGUCAGCCAACAGCGUCCACCUACUAGACUUAUGGACGCUUCCCAUCCAAAGCCCAGACACAGCCUGGCUCCGUUCACAGCCCAUGCCAUGCUACGACUCCAAGAACGGCGGCAAGAACCUUCUAGCAAUCGCCUCAGAAGGCUUCUACAACUGGUCUUCCAACUUACGCGAGACGAAGCGCAUCAUCGCAAAACCUCCCGCCUCGCAAUCACCCUACCCCAACCAGCCCGGCCCACACAUGUUCUACCCCAUCGCCUCUGCCCAUCUCUCCCAAAGCGACUUUGGCGUCCUGUUCCCCUGGGUCACAACCAAAGCUUUUGGCGCAAAAGAACCCGAGCGCGUUCUCAGACUCAAUACCCGCGCUAUCCUACAGGUUCUGCGUGAAAAUGGCGUUAGGGUUGCUAAUACUAGUGCUGCAGACCUGGAACUCGAGGACACGGCGGUGAAAGAUGCGAGUGUGGCGCAGGAUAGUAGUAUUCUCAGUCGGACUAAAGAUAGUGUGCGCGGCUGGACUAAUAUAAGUGCAGAUUCAGAGCAAGAAGGUAAUUUGGUGGGCUCGCCCGUGGAGAGGGUGGGUAGUGGGGGUAAGGGGCCGGGGGAUGCGAUGGUUGAGGGGGAGGCAUUGGGACAGAUUGUCAAGGAAUGA
This is a messenger RNA of Pyrenophora tritici-repentis Pt-1C-BFP, 1233 nucleotides long. Its product is annotated as dienelactone hydrolase. The record is from RefSeq and is a predicted model, not a curated record. NCBI's taxonomy places the organism in Eukaryota, Fungi, Ascomycota, Dothideomycetes, Pleosporales, Pleosporaceae. Gene Ontology annotation, molecular function: 1-alkyl-2-acetylglycerophosphocholine esterase activity.